GGAGGAGGAGGAGGUAAAGAGACAGAGAGACUGAUAGAGUCUGACACCCCAGAAAGCUAAGAGAGGCGCAACCUCGGUCAUGGAUAUGGACAUGGAGAAGGAGUUCCACGAGGCGGAUAGAAACAGCGGCUGGGGUUCUAUCUAUCAGGAAAUCCGAAAUCAAGCCAGUGACUUUCCGUGCAAAGUGGCCAGACUGCAAGAGAAUAAAGCCCGCAACCGCUACAGAGACGUCAGUCCUUUUGAUCACAGUCGAAUAAAACUGCACCGAGAGGACAACGACUAUAUUAAUGCCAGUCUUAUCAAGGUGGAAGAGGCACAAAGGAGCUACAUUCUUACCCAGGGGCCUUUGCCAAAUACCUGUGGUCAUUUCUGGGAGAUGGUUUGGGAACAGAAGAGCAUAGGAGUGGUUAUGCUCAACAGAGUCAUUGAAAAGGGAUCAAUCAAAUGCGCUCAGUACUGGCCAAAGAAAGAAGACAACCCCAUGGUGUUCGACGACUCAGACUUGAAGCUGACGUUGCUUUCAGAAGACAUCAAGUCUUAUUACACAAUACGACAACUCAUGCUGGAAAAUCUCAGUACACAAGAAACCCGUGAAAUCCUGCACUUUCAUUACACCACGUGGCCUGAUUUUGGAGUCCCAGAGUCGCCUGCAUCAUUCCUUAACUUCCUGUUUAAAGUCCGUGAAUCGGGCUCCCUAAACCCUGAACAUGGACCCAUUGUGGUGCACUGCAGCGCCGGUAUUGGUAGAUCCGGUACAUUUUCUUUGGCAGAUACUUGCUUGCUUCUGAUGGACAAAAGGAAAGACCCCUCUUCAGUGGAAAUUAAGCAAGUUCUCCUAGAAAUGCGAAAAUAUCGAAUGGGCCUCAUACAGACAGCCGACCAACUGCGGUUCUCGUAUCUCGCCGUCAUCGAGGGGGCAAAGUUUAUAAUGGGAGACUCCUCCGUGCAGGAACAAUGGAAGGAGCUUUCCAACGAAGACUUGGAUCCUCCACCAGAACACACACCCCCUCCCCCCAGGCCUCCAAAACGGACCACUGAGACGCCCAACGGCAAAGUCUACGAGCAGUCGGAAUUCUUCCCACAGCAAAUAGUAGAGGAGGUGAUCAGACGCGCAGUCAGUGUGGUGGAAGAGUCUGUACCUGAUGGAACAAUCCUCUCGCCUCCUGCAGAAAGCGCUCGCCCCGACACUGAAAUGCGAAGAAGAGCCGUCGACGACCAAGUCCACUCCAGCCCCGAAGAGAAGCUCCAACCGGAGAGCGAGGACAAUAACAAGAGCCCCGAGUGGAAGUCGUUUGUGAUGAACAUUUGCAUGUUUGCCGUUGUUACAGCGGGGGCCUGUCUCCUCUACAGGGUCUGGUAUCAUUAAUGGACUCGCCCGUCCCCUCCCCCCCACUCUCUUUUGUCUGUAAUUCAGUUCUUCAUGACAAAAAGCUAAUUGGAACAACCUAAGGCAAAGCGAAGCUGAACUACAGCUCUAGGCUUUAAAGGCUGGAACUUUGCUUGGGCUUCUGUGAGAGUCAGUGCACUAGGGUUUAGAGCAGCCCUCAAGCCCCCAAAACAAAGGAUAAUGCUGAAAUCUCAGGGCCAUCAAUCUAUUCAGGAGUAAGCAGAAACAAACAAAAUGCCAAAUAUCUUCUUUUUUUUUUUCUUUUUUUUUUUUGGGGGGAAUAAAAUAGCGGUAUCACAACACAUUGUUGUUUUAUAACUUUUUUUUUUUUUUUUUUAAGACUUGACAUUUUUAUUUGCGUUACUCUAUUUUACACGAAAAUGAUAGUGCGCUCGUCUCUAUGUGUCUUGCACCCCAGUCCCAGGUUCAAUGACGUAUCCAUGGAAUGUAUCAGGGCUCAGGGCUGCCUUUAGGGAUAGAGUGCGACUACAACUCCCCGUAAAUAAUCCCCCCCCAAAGACAGCCCUGAUCUGUUUCUAUUUUGUACCCGACUACCAACAGAGAAGGCGGAUGAAUUAUAUAAAAAGGUGAAGAUUUCUCUUUUUUGUUUGUUUUUUAUUAACGUUAUUCUGGGGCUGUGCCUGUGGUCGCCAUUUACUCUCUCUGUAUAACAACUGUUACAAUAUCUUUGUCUAUUCCUUUUGUUUUCUAGUAGCAACGGCUUCUUCAUUGGCUCAGGGUAGUCCCACAGUAACGAUUGGUUUUUUUUUUCCCCCUUUUAUUUUUGUUUUCUAAACCUGUCGGACAUUGCACCCCCUUUAUUGUACUGACUGAUAACGUUCUAUUCUGGUGCAAAGAAUAUGCUACGAAUAAACGUCACUUCAAACGUU
Xenopus laevis (African clawed frog) is the source of this 2277-nucleotide messenger RNA. It is a transcript of the gene ptpn1.L, whose product is annotated as protein tyrosine phosphatase non-receptor type 1 L homeolog. Gene Ontology annotation, cellular component: early endosome; endomembrane system; endoplasmic reticulum. NCBI's taxonomy places the organism in Eukaryota, Metazoa, Chordata, Amphibia, Anura, Pipidae. Gene Ontology annotation, molecular function: protein tyrosine/serine/threonine phosphatase activity; protein kinase binding; hydrolase activity. Gene Ontology annotation, biological process: negative regulation of ERK1 and ERK2 cascade; negative regulation of PERK-mediated unfolded protein response. The record is from RefSeq and is marked provisional.